AUGUUUUCGGUUGGCAAGUGUGUUAUUCCAUCAACACCACCGUCCCAUACUCCCUCCCGCUCCAUCUCCGAUCUACAACCCUCCGCCGGCCUCCCUCCGCCAACGACGCCAGCCCCGCCAGCGACGCCGACGUCGACAGUCCCGGCAGCAACUCCGAAACCACCGCCUCUUCUCCCUCCCACCGGUUAUAGCGGUUUUGCGAGACACGUCAGCGAUUCCGUGUGA
Messenger RNA from Lactuca virosa, 225 nucleotides. Lineage: Eukaryota; Viridiplantae; Streptophyta; Magnoliopsida; Asterales; Asteraceae. The record is from the annotation of a GenBank genome assembly.